Sinocyclocheilus grahami is the source of this 1723-nucleotide messenger RNA. Its product is annotated as cadherin-23-like. Gene Ontology annotation, cellular component: catenin complex; plasma membrane. Gene Ontology annotation, molecular function: calcium ion binding; beta-catenin binding; cadherin binding. The coding region runs from base 218 to 1723 and encodes 501 amino acids. Gene Ontology annotation, biological process: cell migration; homophilic cell-cell adhesion; multicellular organism development. The transcript is spliced from 14 exons. Lineage: Eukaryota; Metazoa; Chordata; Actinopteri; Cypriniformes; Cyprinidae. The record is from RefSeq and is a predicted model, not a curated record.
UGACAACCCACCCGAGUUCAGCCUCCCGUCUUACAUCGUCAACAUACAUGAGAAUAUCGUUGCAGGAGCGACAGUAUUGUUUGUGAACGCCACAGACCUGGACGCGUCUCGGGAGUUUGGUCAGGUCUCUCUCAUCUAUUCCCUGCAGGGCAGCUCACAGUUCAGACUCAACACUCGCUCAGGAGAGAUCACCACCACAGCUCUUCUGGAUCGAGAGAUGAAGUCUGAGUACAUUCUGAUCGUAAGAGCCGUUGAUGGAGGGGUGGGACCACAGCAGAAAACCGGCAUCGCUACGGUGAACAUCACUAUUCUGGACAUAAAUGAUAACGCCCCCAUGUGGCGAGAUGAGCCGUAUCAAGCGAAUGUUGUGGAGAUGAGUCCCAUCGAUACUGACGUUAUUACUGUAUUAGCGGUGGACCCUGAUUAUGGUGAUAAUGGGAUGGUGGUCUACUCUAUAAAUCCAGGGAACCCCUUUUACACCAUCAACCGCAACACCGGGAAGAUCCGCACCAGUGGGGCGGUGCUGGACAGAGAGAGUCAGAACGCCCGCUCCGCACAGCUUAUGAGGACCAUCAUUGUCUCUGCUACCGACCUUGGGACACCUCCACUGCGCUCUUCAGCCAGCGCUACAGUGUAUGUGAACCUCCUGGACCUCAACGAUAAUGAUCCUGCCUUUAUCAACCUCCCAUUUGUCGCUGAAGUACCAGAGGGGCUUCCCAUUGGAUCAUCUGUGUUCAGGGUGCAGGUGCAGGACCCUGAUGAAGGUGAAAAUGGUGCGGUAACCAUGGCACUUCAGAUGGGGAUGCCACGGCUGGACUUUAGGCUCAACACCACCACAGGGGUCCUGGUUUCCACCGCAGUGCUGGACCGCGAGCAGAUCGGCCAGUAUUAUCUGAGGAUUAUUGCGUAUGAUGCAGACCAGUUUCCUCGAACGUCCACGAGUACUCUCACUAUCACAGUUUUGGACAUGAAUGAUGAGACGCCAACCUUCUUCCCCAGCAUGUAUAACGUAUCGUUGGAUGAAAACGUGCCCCGUGACUAUGUGGUGGUCAGACUGAACUGCACGGAUAAUGAUGCGGGUCUUAACUCAGAGCUCAGCUAUUUUAUCACAGCUGGGAACCAAGAUGGAAAGUUUAGUGUGGGUUUCCGGACCGGAAUAGUACGGACUGUGGUGGGUCUGGACCGCGAGACUCAGGCCUUGUACAGGCUAGUGAUCGAAGCGAUUGAUAAUGGUCCAGCGGGAAGUCGGAGGACAGGAACAGCUACAGUAUAUGUGGAGGUGCUGGACGUCAAUGACAACAGGCCUAUAUUCCUCCAGAACAGCUAUGAGACCAGCGUCCUGGAGAACAUACCCAGAGGGACUAGUAUAUUACAGGUUCAGGCCACAGAUGCAGAUCAGGGGGAGAAUGGAAGAGUUCUGUACAGGAUUCUCUCUGGCAACAAUGGUCAGUUUAAUGUGGACAGUCUGUCUGGACUCAUCAGCAGAGGAACUGCGGCUCUGAACCGAGAGACGCGUAGCUCUCAUGUGCUGGAGGUGGAGGCCUAUAACAGUGACCAGGGCAGCAUGCGCAGUUCUGUUAGGGUGAUUGUGUAUGUGGAGGACGUGAAUGACGAGUCUCCAGUCUUCACUCAGUCGCAGUACAAUCGCCUGGGGCUCAGAGAGACUGCUGGGAUCGGUACAUCCGUGGUAGUGGUCCGAGCUACAGACCCCGACACAGACUAG